Oncorhynchus keta (chum salmon) is the source of this 5878-nucleotide messenger RNA. RefSeq names its product protein eva-1 homolog C-like. Gene Ontology annotation, molecular function: carbohydrate binding. Lineage: Eukaryota; Metazoa; Chordata; Actinopteri; Salmoniformes; Salmonidae. The transcript is spliced from 9 exons. The record is from RefSeq and is a predicted model, not a curated record. Bases 1675 to 3246 code for a protein of 523 amino acids.
UGAUGUGAGUGCAAGUAAAAUAGUUUUCAAUUCCAUAGACAGACCAAUGUAGGCUACAUCUUUUCUUAUAUUUUUAUUUAUCUUGUUUUUAUUUUCUACCUGUCAUGUUUGAAUUGUGGUGUUAGCCUGUGUGUGAGUGUUUCUUUUCUAAUCUGAAUGCCACUACUGAAAUUGCCCCUCGGAAGAGUUCAUCUACUCUAUACUAUUUCUGAAUAGAUACAAAAAUGGUUAUAGCCUAGUGCCCUUGCAUGGAGUGGCUGUAGAGAUUAUAGUGAAGCAGCAGCCCAGAAAGGGAGGCUUUCAGACCAUGCAGACACCAAUCCUACAGGUGGGCAAAGAUUGUCUAUUGUAUUAACAAGAUAGUCAAGUGACCGCUCUAACAAUGGAAAUACAUGUCCUCAGAGAUGGAAGGCAGGCCAGAUCAGCUGGGACCAUUCUAGCCAAUAAGAGAGCAGAUACGCAUGUUAACAACAGGCCAUAGAGAUAGAUGACUAAUUUUUGUGUCUGUGCCAUUAUAGCAUCUGUGUCAGCAUUCUCCAUAUUAAAGUAGUCAAUUUUCAUCUUCUUCAUUAGCGGAUUGCACCCAACUCAUAGGCAUCCCCACCCAGUUGACUACUUUAAAAUGGUGGAAGCCCUCAAUGGCAAUGUCCAUGCUAAAACUGGUUUUAUAUAACAGGUGGUUUGGAAUUCCCAUUGUUAAAGCCUAUCCUGCCCAUGUUAUACUAAACAACAUACACAUAGCCACUACAUUCAUAAAAAGUGUCAUUGUUUACAUCGUUAUCUAGCAACGCACUACUACUACAACAAUGUUGCAAUAUUGACAUUCGAUCUCCACUAGUAAUGGGAGUCAGGAUGAGACAGACAGGCAGCUUUUCUUAGCCAGUCAAAAUCAUGAAUCAACAUACUUGUAUGGACACAUGCAAACGAAAUGCAGCUCGUUCGCAGUCUUUCCAGCUUCAGUCUGAAGUGAUUGUGUUAGCUGUGUAGUUAGCUAGCUCACAGGGGGGAAACAGCCCCCUUAGCAAUGAUUUUUGUUUGCCACAGCAACCUGCAAAGUUCUUCAACUAUCAACCAUCACUUACAAAUUGAACUAAAAACCAUAGAACAACUAAAAUUGCACUUGACAACCAGUUUUGGUGAAUGUAGCAUCAUGUUUUGUUGAAAAAUUAAUGGUUUGGGAAAUAAUUUAGCUUUUUAAUGUUGGCAACCUGUGUUGAAAAAUUCAUGGUUUGGGAAAUAAUUCACUUAUAUUAGUGCACUCCUAACAACCUAAACAUUACAAAACGUAUAUUUGAUCAAAUAAGCGACACGUAGCAACUUAGCAAUUAUAUUUUUGUUGUUGAUCAAAUUCGACUCUCUCGUUGACCUCCAAACCAAAAUUCCUCACUUCGCGGGCUUAUUUUCGUAGACAGAUUUUGUCUCCGUAAAACCUCUCGCAUCGUCUUUUCUUCUCUGAGAUGGGCCAGCCACUUGGACACGGAGUUCGAAAUAGACGUUCCCUCGUGCGUCGCCGCUUGGCUUGAGCUGUCGCUCCUUCUCUUCCUCUCCGGGAUGGUGAGGUGAUUCGGAGCAUGAGCAAUGGGACUGAGCUGACACAGAACCUAAACCCCAAAGCAACGCUGGACUUUCAGAACGCGGAGAAGAAGCCACUCGACAUUGCUCGCAGUUUCAAGGAUGUUCUUCCCAGAUGUGCCGCCACCCAUCAAUUAUGCACUCGUGUUGGGAAUAACGUGUCUGACGGUCUUCUGCAACUUCACCAAAGGUUCCUCUGAGUUUUCAGGUUACCUGUCCAACGUGUUGAGGAACUACACCGAGCAGGCGGGCGAUGGCGACUUCCUGUCGGUCCACUGCCCGCCCCGCACCACCAUCGCUAUCCAAUCGGCUUUCUAUGACAGGAGUGGCCCCUUCCACCCCCAGCAGGGCCCGUCCUACCACAGACCCACUCUUUUAGGGACACUCCCACUGGAGGAUGACUUGCAUUGUUACAUGUCCACAGCACUACAGAAAAUGUUGGAUGAGUGCCAGGACAGGAGGAGCUGUAAGGUCCUUGUCAACAGUCGUCUCUUUGGGAUGGACCCGUGCCCCAGCAGCAGCAAACACCUCAUUGUGUGGUACAACUGCAGGCCUAAUGAGUAUAAGAAUAAGGUGGCGUGCGAGGAGGAGAGAAUGAAGCUGACCUGUAAACGGGGAAUGCAGAUCGCCGUCUACUCGGCCAUGUUCGGUCGAACCCAGCAGGGUACCCUGGAGUGUCCUACCCACCACAGGAGGGCGUCGUCCGUAGACUGCCAGUCGGGCGUGGCUCUCCAGGUGUUGACGACACGGUGUCAGGGGAAACAGAGCUGUUUCGUCCAAGCGUCCACGCAAGAGUUUGGGGACCCCUGCUACUCGGGCACCAGGAAAUAUCUCAGUGUCAUCUACGCAUGUGACCCUAGCCGAGCUCUCCGGGAGGGAAGGGGGAAGAACCAACACUCACGGACACAGAGAGAAGCGUACUACCUGGGCCCCGGAGGAUUUUCCACUCAGUCAUGUGUGUUCCCAAAGAAGUUGCUGCUGCAGGAGCCCAACCCCAGAGUGGCAGUGUACCCCCCGUCACCCAGUGCCCAUGACCCAAACGUGGUUGGAGACAGCGCCCUCCCUGAUGGGACCUCGGUCAUAACCUUGGAGUCUGUGCUCUCAGGAAAGAAGAAGCGAGGGAGGGAGUUUGGUUCCUACUCUGGGGAGGUGAAGACAAAUGAGGGAGGAGUGGAGGACAAAGCCCCCCGGCCGCCAGACAUGAACCCUGUGAUCAAUGCUACAACUGUCAGCACCGACAUGUCCCUUAUCAGUAGCUCACUGGCAGCCUUCAACUAUAUAGCAGACCACCCAGAGCGCGCUGCGCUCUACUUUGUGUGCGGCGUGUGCCUGGGCCUCCUCCUCACCCUGUUUGCUCUGGUGGUCCAGAUCUCGUGCCGCACCGACUGCCAGCCUCGCCGCCGCUGCCCCGGCACCACCACCAAGAACCGCCUGCGGCCCACCGACUCCUCAUCGGACUCCAGCGACUCAGACUCGGACUGGGAAACCACGUCGGAUCUAUCCGCGCGCCGCCACCGCCGCUUCGAGCGCACGCUCAACAUGAACGUGUUCACGUCUGCGGAAGAGCUGGAGCGGGCACAGCGUCUGGAGGAGAGGGAGAGGAUCAUACGAGAGAUCUGGAUGAACGGUCAACCCGACAUACCCGGGACGCGGAGCCUCAACCGCUAUUAUUGAGGACCGUAAAUGAACCGCUACUAGAUCUAGAUGAACCCGGGACACGGAGCCUCAACUGCUAUUAUUGAGGACCGUAAAUGAACCGCUACUAGAUCUAGAAAGGGGGCUGUGAAGGUUGGAGUGCAGUACUUGAGAUGGGAUGUGUAGGACCACAAAAACACACUAGGGUUUGGGGAUGGGGGGAAGGGACCCCACCACCGGACCUGGUUUUCGGAGGUGUGCAUGAUAACAGGACCACUUUGGACUGCGGGGGUUUGGAACCGCACGAUGGAACACGGUGACGCUUGCAGACCAGGAAGGAUAAAUAUCGCCCUCUGUCUGUCAGUCAGUCUGUGUCCGUGUGGGCACUGUAAAGCAAAAAAAUAACUCUGUUGAUGCAGUGAGAAUAAGCUCCUACUUCUCAGCAUGGUAAGCUUGACCCGGAGCCUGCCUCUCAUUGGUGGAGGAUGAAGGUGAAAGGUCAGCUAACUGCACUGCCUCACAUUUUACCUCAUCGCACCCUCCUGAAGUGGAUGAUCUUGAGAUACUGAGACUGUGAAGCCUGAAAGGUCAAAGGUGACUUAAGGACAGUUGCCAAUGUUACUCCAGUGUUGCCUAGUGGAUAUUGAGAAUUGGGCAAAUCUGAAAGCGUGCAGCUUGCUUUAUGCUCACUCACCCUCCAGUAUUCAAAUGGUCGAAUGGCUUUAGGAGAGGCGUAACAGUUCAAAGGACAUCGUGACACUCAAAGUGAAACUUACAGCGUAACACUUACAGUCAAAUUGGACAGUGGGACAGUGGACCAACAACGUCACAAUCUUUAAGAGGAAAAUGACCAAGGUCAACCAACGCUGUCUCUUGAACCCAAAAUGUGUUUUGUUUUUUUUAUUCUUCUCAAACAUUUUAUGAAAUCUAUUUUAUAUAAUAUUUAAUAGUUGUAUUGUUGUGUGUUUUUGUCUUUACGGUUAUUAUUAUGAGAUAUUUUUAUACUGCGGUUAUCAAAACUUGUCUGGCACCUCAGGGAUGCAAUCCUAGGGGAGUCCAAAAUGGCACCCUAUUUCCUUUAUAGUGCUCUACUUUUGGCUAGAACCUUAUAAGGGUCUGGCAAAUCUCUGGCUAAAAUUAGUGCACAACAUAGGGAAUAGGGUGCCGUUUUGGAUGUAGCCCCUAGCGUUUUUGUGUAUGGUAGUUUCUAUUUGUUUCUUAAGAAGAGGAUUGGGGCCCGAAUUCAUUAAGCUUCUCAUUGUAGGAGUGCUGAUCUAGGAUCAGGUCCCCCAUCUCCAUGUAAUCUGAUUCAUUAUGAUAUAAAAGGCUAAACUGAUCCUAGAUCAGCACUCUUACUCUUGAGUCACUUCAUGAAUACAGUCAAUACUAUACAAUACUCCAGAUGUGUCAGCAUUUGAGCAUUGGGCGAGUAACCGAAAGGUUGCUGCAUAGGAUCCCCGAGCUGACAAGGUACAAAUCUGUCGUUCUGCCCCUGAGCAAGGAAGUUAACCCACUGUUCCCUGGGCGCCGAAGACGUGGAUGUUGAUAAUGGCAGCCCCCCGCACCUCUCUGAUUCAGAGGGGUUGGGUUAAAUGCGGAAGACAUUUCAGUUGAAUGCAUUCAGUUGUACAACUGACUAGGUAUCCCCCUUUCCCAUUUAUAAAAUGAAAAAACACCAUGGAAAACACCUCGAAGAGGUCAAGUGAUUUAAUAGGCUUAUUUUUUAUAUGUUUUAAUAUGCACAGUGCAGUGGCCUACCUGGCAACAAGGAUGUCUAUUGGUGGAGAAGGUAACCCAGUCAAGCUGUUAUAUUAGAAUCCAUCAAUCAAUUGCAAUAAUCUUUUUCUCACUUUGUCAAACAGGCUUGUGUGUGUGUUGUCCACAUGAAAAUGGCGAGGCUGGCCCUAGAUCAGUUUUGUCAUGCCAGUGGCCAUAGGACUUGUCAAGACAGCACAAAAAGAUCUAGGACCACAGGCAAGGAAAUGGCUACAGAACAAAAUCCUGUUAAUUUGCCUACCAGUGAAAGAGCUUCCUAAAUAUUACUGUGGUCAUCACUACUAGGGUUAACCACCACGUGACACUGUUGGGCUAUCUGUCAGGUAUUAUUGUAAUGAUCAUGUUGUUAAUAAUAUAAGCUAUUAUCACUACAGUUCAGUUGCACUGGGUGAACCGUAGGAAUCAUGGUUUAUCAAAAGAAGUUUGGGAUUUUCUUGCGUGAGAGGUGAAAUGAGAAGGCAGUGACGAAUCUUCACUCCAACUGCAAUCAAUUAUGUUUUUUUUUUUAUUGAAAAAGCUUGUGUUUCAGUUUCAAUGGGACAGAAAAUAUGCCAAUACAAUAGCUGGUAAGUGAGACCAAAAUAUGACUCCUGUGCUUGGAAUAAACUGUGUUGAAAACUGUGUUGGAAAUAAGGUCUUGACUCAUCUUGUUUUAUUUUUACCUAGUUAUGUGAAUUCACACAAAUAUUUGAUCCACAUCACCACUGUUCAGUGUAUCAUGAAGAUUGUGCGCCAUCUGGUGGCGAAACAUGCGACUUUUGCGCAUUUUAUUUUGGUGAUGUAAGUUUUGUUUAUAUUUCCCAUAGCAACUGAAACUAUUCCUGUUUCCUUAGUCACAUCACCAUAUUUAAACCAGAUUUCCAUGGGAGUUUGAUUAAAUAAAAGGUGAAUAUCC